Messenger RNA from Biomphalaria glabrata, 1445 nucleotides. RefSeq names its product serpin B6-like. Gene Ontology annotation, molecular function: serine-type endopeptidase inhibitor activity. Lineage: Eukaryota; Metazoa; Mollusca; Gastropoda; Planorbidae. Bases 159 to 1385 code for a protein of 408 amino acids. The record is from RefSeq and is a predicted model, not a curated record. The transcript is spliced from 8 exons.
GUCUCUUGGAAUAGAUAGCGAGAUGGUCUACAUCAUGGUCUCAGUCUCUCGUUUUGUUGUUAGAUACGAGCUCAUGUUUUGGAAGUUUUAUUUCUGUUGAGAACCUUUUUCUGUGCACAUCAAAACUUUACAAUUUACAAACUGUCCGAAGUAAUACAAUGGUCGUCUUAUCUAUCUUUCUGGCCUUUAUGGGUCAACUGGUCAGUGCUGACCAACAACAACAGCUGGCUCUGUCUUCGGCCUCGUCAGAUUUCUCUCAAAGACUUUACCAGAAAGUUGCUCUGAACAAGUCUAAUGUCGUCUACUCACCUUACAGCAUCCAUUCGCUUUUGACAAUGACGUCCCUUGGGGCAAGGGGAGAUACUGCAGCUGAGAUGAAGAAUGUGCUAGGUAUUACUUCCCUUGGUGAAUCUGUCCAUUCUCUGUACAGAGAGACGAUCCAGCAGUUGAAUUCACAAUCCAACGUCCAACUUCUCACCGGAAACGCCAUUUUCAUCAAUCCUAGCUAUCCCAUAGUGCCAGAGUUCAUUCAGGAGACAGCGAAUGAAUAUUUUGCUUUAACAGACCACAUCGAUUUCUCCGCCAAUGGAGGACCAGAAAAACCAAUCAACGAUUACGUUGAGGCCAAAACGGAACACGUGAUAAAGGAUUUACUAGAACCAGAGCUGAAUUCUUUUCAGCAAGCUGAAAUAAAUGGUUUUAUUGUUAUUUCUAAACCAGGUGCUAUAGAUAAUUAUACAGUGAUGCUCCUAGUCAACACCAUCUUUUUUAAUGGCACUUGGAACUACCCUUUCGACGUCACAAAAACAGGAAUGCAAGAUUUUCAACUGCUAGGUGGCGCUGUCAAACAGGUUGACAUGAUGAGUGGAUAUCAAAUAGAAACAAACAUAAAGACAGAUGACGUCAAUAAAGUUGACGUAGCCGAGAUUGCUUUUAAAGGAAAACGAUUUGCCUUGUACAUUGCACUGCCACAGGAAGUUGAUGGCAUCACUGACCUAGAAAUUCUGCUACAGAAACCUGGCAAGGUGGAUGAACUGUUAACUGGUUUUGACUCUAAAAAUAUCAAAAUAACUAUGCCUAAGUUCAGAAUUGAGACCAAAAUUGAGCUGAAAGAUGUUUUGAUAGAUAUGGGAAUGGUUCAAGCUUUUUCAGAUAAAUCAGCAGAUUUUAGUGGAUUAUCUCAAGCUCAAGUCUAUAUCAGUAAAGUAAUUCACAAGGCUGUCAUUGAAGUCCAGGAGUCUGGCACAGUGGCUGCGGCAGUGACUGCGGCUAAAAUUACUGGGAAAGUAAAACCUGUACCCUUCAUCGCUGACCACCCGUUCCUUUACUUUCUGAGAGACAAAGAAACUGGACAGGUCAUCUUCCAGGGAAAGUUUUCUGGCUAAUUGUUUCUAAUGUAUAGGACUCCGUUAAACCUAAAAACAAUCCACUUUCAUUAACCUUCA